AUGGACGUCGACCGGGCCAAAACGGUGACCCCGUCACCCGCGUGGCGGGAGGCCUUCGACAGGCUCUUCGAGCAGGCAGAGCCCAACCGGGUGCGCCUGGACGUGAUCUUGUACAACUCCACCAUCAGCGCUGCCGGUGCCGGCGGUGGUUGGCGAAGAGCCUUCAGCUUGCUGAAGCAGCUGGACUCGAAGCUUCUGUCUCCAACAGUUGUUACUUUUGGCGCUGCCAUCAGUGCCUGUGAGAAAUCCUCCCGAUGGCCUUCAGCGCUGCAGACCUUCGAGGAAGUGGAGUCCUGGCGUGACACUCCAGUGAAGCGGAAUGUGAUUUUGUGCAAUGCCACCAUGAGUUCCGCGGGCAAAGGCCUCCAGUGGCUGGAAGCCUUGCAAAUCUUCUCGCGUGCGCGGUGCAAUCAGCAGCUUGGCCUGAGCACCACCAGCAGCAACGCAGUCUUGAGUGCCUGUGAAAAGCAUGUCCAGUGGCCGGUGGCCAUGGCUCUACAGGCGGAGAUGCCACAGUUGCGACUGCAGAGCGACGUCAUCACGGCCAACGUCAUGAUCAGCGGUCUGGGGAAAGGUGGACAGUGGCGAUUUGCCGUCCUCGUUUUCGCAGGGUGUCACCGCAAGCAGCUGGAGCCGACAAGUGUGACGUGCAGUGCCGCAGUUAGUGCAUCAGAGGAAGCCAAAGACUGGCAGCGAGCCAUUUGGCUUUUGGAGUGCAAGACGGCGGAUCGCAUGAGCUUCAAUGGGGCCAUCAGCGCCUGUGGGCUGCAAUCGAAAUGGCAAGAAGCCUUGCUUUCCUUUCGGCUUUUAGAGGCUUUCAGCCUUGAAGCUUCGACGGUGAGCUACAACUCUGCCAUCAGUGCCUGUGAAAAAGCGGAAUUGUGGCAGGAGGCUUUGCAUCUCUUUGCUCAAGCGCGAACUCGGCGCUUGCAUCCAGAUGUAGUGACCUACAAUGCUGUCAUUAGUUCUUGCGACAAGCGCUUGCAAUGGCAACUAGCCUUGAGCCUUUUGAAGGAGCUCCAAAUGCAGCGUUUGGCACCGACUGCGAUCACCUACAGUGCAACCAUCAGUGCCUGUGAGAAGUCCUCACAGUGGCAGCGGGCGUUGAGGCUCUUUGAGUCGGCCUCCAGACUGUUGCAGCCGGAUGUGGUGGCGUACACCGCAAUCAUCCGGGCAUGCAAGAAGCUUGCCCAGUGGCAAGAUGGCUUGGGCCUUUUCUUCCAGCUUCAUCGCCAGACCCUGGACGACACGGAGCUGACGGAGGUCUCGCGCCUCAUCGCGUCCAUGACACCAUGGCGCCACGCGCUCGCGCUCGCGCUGGAGCGGCCACGCGGCGCGCGCGGCAGCGCGGCCACCUACGGCUUCGCGGUGGCUCGAGCGCUGGAGGGCGCCGCCGGGGCAUGCGCCGUGGGCCUCUUGUUGAUGCUCAGCCUGGCCCAAUCACAAGACGCCGAUUUGAAUGUGUCUUUGGUGGGCAUCCAAGACCAAAGUGUCUUCUGCACGGUGACCAUCGCCAGCGAGGCUCUUCCCGGCACCUUAUGGCUUUACCUCAGCGUCUUGGGUGCGGAGCCGACCGACAGCGAGUUGAAGACAGGUCUCGGUGCCCUGGGCCUCUCCAGUUGCACCGACUUGGGAACUCCGAUCACGGCCACAGUCGUGAACUUGGGCCUGGCUGCCUGUGGGCUGACGCUGGGAGAAAGCUACACCUUACAGCUUCUCUUCGAAGGCAAUGGCACCAGGUUGCUCCGCAGCAACUUCACUGUACCUCCAGAGCCAAGCCCCUUGCCCCCUGGGCCAUAUUGUUUCGACAUCGAUUACGACUACGCUGGCGCGACAGUGCAAAGCAACAGCACAGCUGCGAGCGCCAUUGAAUGCCAAAGCCUUUGCUUUGUGAGUUCUUCUUGUCUUCACUUCCGUUUCACCUACACAGCUGAUCCCAGUGUUGAGCGAUGCGAGCUGUUGUCAACAGGUCCCUUGAGUGGCUCGGCCUCCCCGAACGUGGGCACCGUGACGGGGCCCAAGAACUGCGAGAGCCGCGAUGUGCUGUACUUCCACGGCCGUGGGAAUCUCUUCCGAACCGAACCCACGCCCAUCGUUCGAGGGAUCCCUGUGACCAUCUUUGUACAGGGCGAGAACUUUGACCCGGACUACGACCGCAUCGUGGCAGUGGAUGCCACUUACGUGUGUGGGGGUGCAUUUCUGCCUGGGGCACCAGGUGCCUAUGACGUCAAAGGUCUCAGGCCCAACACCUGGCAGCAGUGGCGCGAGCUGCCCUGCAAUGACACGGGGUCCGCGCCGGAGUUGAUGAUCUGUGGUAGCAGUGCCGUGCUUUUUGAUACACUGGGGCCAGUGAGGCUUUGCGCGUGCGAUGCCGGUGCCUUGCCGUUCGGCUGUGCCUCCGGAGACGGCAGCUUCUCCGACUUCUCGGUGUCCGUGACCGUGGACGUGUUGGAUGUGACCGGUCCCUUCAACAACAACACCGCAGAUUGCCCUGCUGGUCGUGAGUGCACCGUCACAGGCUUGCAGGGCUACAAGAUGAGCGCGGGUGACAAGCUGAUGUUGCGAGACAACUGCAGCGAGGCUCCCAGCGUGGCCUACACCGGGGCCUCGCGACCAAGUCCAGACCCUGCUCAGGGGCAAGGAGCCACCUACCUCUUUGAAGAGCUGAACACAGCUUCGUGCCAGCCCAACCACACCCAGGGCCCCUGCAUGGUGGCCCGGCUUUGCUACUGCGCGGCGGCGCCGGGUUCCACCCACAACUGCCUUGUGGAGACCGACUUUCAGACCGACGCGGGUGAGGUGCGGUUCUUUGGAGCUCCGGGGAUUGUGGAGGGCCUGGUGCUGCUGCAAGAAGACUUUGAGAGCUUCACCUUGAGGUGGAACUAUCCUGAUGAUGAUGGUGGUGGAGUGGUGACGGAAUACCACCUCUUUUUCCGCACAUGUCCCGGAGGAAACUACACGGAUGGAGUCGAGAGUGAGUAUUUCAUUCCAGUGGAGCCAGGCGAAAACCGCUGGGGCGUCGCGCUCAAUGCCACCUACCACUUUCGAGAGCCUUUGGUGCAAGCCGUUCCGACACCCAUCGAAGCGGCCACGCGCUACUGCAUGGUGGUCUUGGCCACGAAUGCCGCGGCCACCGGUCGGAGAGACAUCGCUCAGGAGUUUGUUUGGGUCACGGACGUCUUCCCACCGAAGGACUUGUCAUAUCCCAACGCCUCGCUGUAUGUGGUGAAGGAUGUACCAAUGGCACCGAUGAUCCCCGUGGUUACCACGCGAGACUGCCGGAGCCUACCUUCCGUGGCCAACACCGUACCGCAACUCGUGGCACGGGAUUGUGCAGUCCAGAACUAUGACAUCCAGCCAGAUCUUCCGGCGGGUCUGACCUUGGACCCCAUCUCCGGGGUGAUCAGUGGGACAGCGACGGAGCUGCAAGCGCGGCCGGAGAUCUACUUGGUGACCGCGACCAACGAAGGAGGCAAGACAAGCGCUUACAUCACUCUAGCUGUGAUUGGCCAGAUCAGGGACUCGACGCUCUCCAGUUGCGUCACGGCGCCCAUGACCGGUGACCUGGUGCUGACCUUCAGGCUUCCCAGCAUCUCAGAGGUGCCUCGUUUGGAGGCAAGCCGGAAUUUUCCACAGAUGCUGCGGCUGGUGCUGCUGCGGCCGCUACUCCUCACACUGCUACGUAGUUCAGGCGAUCCCUUGGGCGACGUGUCCCGCCGCGCGGCCAUGGGCUGUGGGACCUUGGUCUUGGACGUGGACUCCACGGCGCCGGGAGGCUUUCCACCUCCAACACUCUGUCACUGGCAAGACUCCAAGGACUUGAACCUGGGUGAUGCUGGUGCCAUUGGGGCACGUCUUCACCUCUUGUUCCAAGGGGAAGCGACGUUCCAGAACGACUUCAGCUACCAGAUGGUGCUGAAGGCGGGUUUCACGCCCUCUUCGGCGAACCAAGAGUUGCUGGAGCUCACCCUCUUUGCCAGUGAAGCCUCUCAAGACGAGCGCGGCCUCUCGGCGGAUGCCUUUGGCGCCUGGACGAACCUGGCUGCGUUGCCGAAGAGCAGCCCAGCACUGCAGCUGAGGCAAGCAGUGUUGCUGCCCCAGGAAGACACGCCAUGGUACACUGGCAGGCCCAUUUACUCGCCAGGCUUCAGCAAUCCCCUGGUCGGAGAGGUGCCGAGCGGCUAUCCAUAUCCUGAAGGCUUUCCAGCUCCUGGGGUCCGGACCUGCGUGAACUUCAGCAGCUACUGUGCCACGUCUCCACACCAGUAUGUGAACACCGCCGAGGGGACGGCCUGGUACCAGGACACGGAUGCCGAGUUGGGAUUGUUUCCCUUCUUCGCGCUUUUGACGGGCACGGCGGUCCUCUUGCAGGAGAUUCAGGCUCAGAUGCUCUUCAACCCCUUUGGGAGCUAUGCAUUGAGUGCUGUGAACUCGUUCUCCUUGACUGAGCGCUUCCUCACGAACCUCAUGAGCUUCCAGAUGGAGUUCGCCCUUUCACCUGACAUCAGUGGGGCAUUGACCUUGGAACAGUUCAUCACGGCAUGCCCAUCAUCUCCACUGCGGACACCUCUCAUGAGAUUAGGCCCGGUGUGCAGUGUGCUGGCAGGUCCAUCCUUUGUGACUUGCACAUGUGAGUCCUCCUUGCAAAACCAUCCGCUGCAGCGGUGCGACCGCCUGCGGAUCCGUGUGAACGCUGGAGGUGAUAUUCGGGCCUCCAUCACGGCUUCCGUGCGGCUCUUUGCCACAGAGGACUGGUGGCCAGGCUACCAACCGACCCAGUGGUAUAUCCAGCUGAAGUCCGAGUUUGGCGGUCUCAAUUCCUACCGCAAGGUGGCCAAUGCUGGCUUCACGGUGUGGCAAGACUUCCUGAUGGUGCAAACGACUCCAGAGCUUUGCGCCGCAGAGUGUCUGAGUCGUUUGAACAAUCCCGCACCUUGCAACUCCUUCAAGUAUCACAAAGUGGAUCAGGACUGCUACCUCUCCAGCUACGUCGAAUCCGCCGCCUCGCCGCUGCGGACCGAUUGGCCUGGAGAUGUCUUCGACUACUACGAGUACCAGGAGCAAGUCGCCUAUGCCUUGCAGACCCAGCAGGUCUUGGUCUUCUCUGGGGUCUUCUUCUCCAACAUCACUAUGCUGGCAGAGACUUACUUGCAGCCGCCGCCUCCGAGUGCCCCGGCCUUCGGCGCUGUCGAGCUCUUCUUCCCAAGCUAUGUCAAUCAGCCGUGGCUGCGCUGUCGGAUCGACUUAAGCUUGGUGGUGCCUAUCCAUGGACAAAGCACCCCAACGAGCUUGGAUUUUCUGGUCCCCAGCGGCUUCCUGGGGAUGGCGCUCGAAACGCGACAUGUCGCGGUGCCCACGCCCUUGGGCCGUGGCUACUGUGGGGUGGGGCGCUGCCGGUGGCUGCUGACAGAUGGCCAGGCCCUGUGGCCCAAAGUGAACUACGGCUUUCAGGUGACUUUUCGGAACCCUCCUGACCCGCGCCUCGUUGGAGAGUCGUGGAUUCUGCAGGUGGUCAGCUCUGGCUUCGUGGACGGCCCGAGCUACAGCUCGGCUCCAGUCUCUGUGCCUCAUCCGCUGGCCGUGGACGGGCAACUCUUAGGCUGCGCUGUGCACCUCAACGACCCCAAGUACCAGCCCAGCUUAGGCAACACAAACUCCUCCCUGGAUCUCUUCUUCGUCCUUGCAAACGCCUGGAGUGCUGGCGCUGUGCUGGUCGUGCAGCUACCGGAGGCCUUCAGUUUGACGUCGGACUGUGAAGUGUGGCCUUUGACGCCGUGGUUGCGCUGGGACGAGGUGGCUUGUACUUCCAGCAAUGCCAGUCUGGCCGUGAACUUCACCGCGCCCCUGCCGUCGGGCGCGGCGCUGGCGCUGCGGAUCGCUCCGCUUUUCCUCACGGAUUUCGCGCCAAAGGAGUCCCUCAACCUCCGCUUGGAAUCACGCCCCGUCGCGGUCCAGCAGCAGUUUGGCGGCGCCUUGUUGGAUGCCCGCGAUGCCUGCCACCCGAAGGUAUGGUCUUGCGGCCUCUACCCGGUCUGGGCCGCUGAGCUGGUGUGGCGGCCCUCGCUGUAUCGGCUGGACUUCUUUGAGGCGCGGCUGUCGAACUUGGAGCGGCGGCGCAGCACGUGGGUGCACCUGCGCUUCGCAGUGAAUACGACCUUGGCAUUUCAAGGAAACCCCGAGGAUAUCCUGAAAAUCAGCCCACCCUAUGGUUUCUCGAUCCUGGAUGUUCAUUCGUCCUCGCUGCAGGCACUGCGAAGAAGGGAGCAGAGCGGCCAAUUGAAUCUACCAGAGGUCGUGGACCUCCCGACGGCCAUUGAGACGUCCAAAGGGACUUUUCUCCUGAAGCUGGACUCGCGGUCCAACUUGCAGGGCUUGCGCGUGAGCAACUUGUACGGUGUUGUGCAAGCACAGCAGCAGCACUUUGUGAAUCUGUCGGUGUCCUUCCCAGAGAGCGGGGUUGAGCCAUCUUUGGUGGAUGUGCUUUCGAGAGAGCCCAACCGUAGUGCUUGCGCCAACGUCUGGGGCCUGGGUUUCGAGGCUGAAGACCAAGCGCUGGUCUCUGGCUUUGCUCAAGGGGAGAUUCUGGCAGCUCUAGAGCAGUUAGUGGUGGAGUGCAACACUAGAGCUGUGGAUGCCAGCAAUGCCUUGUCCAUUCGCUUUCGGGCCACUGGCCGUGUCCUAUCUCUACCAGCCGGUGAGUCUUUGGUAAUUGCGCUUCGCUUUUCUCAAGACUUUGAGAUGACAGAGCCCAGCCCCGUGGCUGAGUACGCAGCGCCUGACAUGCGCUCUACCGAGACGGGCGUGGAGCUGGAGGGCCGGACCUUCCGGAAGUUGGGCUGUCCGAGCUCCUUGGCGCUCUACUCCUUGGGCCGCCGGCUCCGUCAGGAGCUGCCGGGGUGUGUGGUCUUCUUCAAUGACUUCCAGAGCAUCACGGAAGUCUUCUUCAAUGCAUCUGGAGUUGUGCCAGACACCUCCAACGAGGUGCUCCUCCGUGUCCGCAACCCACCCUGGACGGGGUCUGCUCCCAACAUCACGCUGGUGGCCUAUCGCACGGACCGAAGACCCUUUCGUCUGGUGCCCGUGCCCUUGUCAUUGGCGGAGUCCACCCGGGCCCUGGUGCCACUCCAAGUUCCCUUGACCACCCGCUGCGACCCGCUGCUCCGAGCCAUGGAGGCCGAGGUCUUCGCGGGAAGCUGCUUGCUCCCGGGCUUCGCCUCGGAGGUCACGCUGGGCUUUCUGGCCCCCGAGGUCUUUCAGGCCCCGGUGGCUGCCACGCUUCGAGCGCCCGAAGGCUUCCGCAUUGCUUGGGACUGCAACUUCGAGGCCUCGCAGCUCGUGGGCCCUGGAGGGAGGACCUUGGAGUUUCUCCUGGCGGGCUUCUUCAGCGACUGCGUGGUGAUGCCGGACGGGCGAUCCAUCAGCUUCACCAUCACCCGAGACAUCAAGGCCGUGACAUCCUGGACCUUCUUUACGAUCCAUGCGGUGAACCCUCCAGUGGAGGAACUCCCAGCGAGUACGGAUCAGUCGAGCUGGGCUUUGGAGGUGGGAGCUCAUGCCGCCUAUGGCGCCAUGCAGCUUCCCCUCCGCACCUUCCAGGCGGUCUACGCCCGGGGACGGGGCGGUAGACCGCCCGGUCUUCGGGGCGACCGGACGGGACGGGACGGAUGGGAGCGUCUCGUGCACGAGCAGAAAACGGAGCGGUCUUCGGCCUUUCGUCUAAGGAACUGCAAGUUGGAAGUUGGAAGCCGUGUGCAAGGGAGUUACAGUGACUUUACAAACCUCCUGUUCAUGUUUUAG
Molecule: messenger RNA, 7797 nt
Organism: Durusdinium trenchii
Lineage: Eukaryota; Dinophyceae; Suessiales; Symbiodiniaceae
Source: the annotation of a GenBank genome assembly